AUGUUGAUUGAUCGCAUAAACACUUUUGUAGCGAAUUUGAAGUCCAAGAGCUUUGAGACUCGUAAACGUGCUGCUCGAGAUUUAAAUCUUUAUGUAAUUAUUUUAUCAAUUUUAUUAAUACUUAUAUAUGUAUCUAAUUUAUCUAAUUAUUACUGCCCUAGGUUAAAACUGAAUUACGCGAAGUAUCAGCAGAAGAACGAACAAUUUUCUAUGAUGCCUUUAAUAAACAUAUAUAUGAUUUGGUAGUUAGCAAUGAAAGCAAUGCGAAAAUCGGCGGUAUACUUGCUAUAUGUAAGUUUGCAUUUGUAUGUUUAAAUAGAACUGAAAAAUAAACCAUUUGGUAUUUUAAAAUAAAAAUCAUUAAACACUAUUAUUUGUUGCUUAAAUUAUAUUUAAAUUUCAAAGUGUAUUGAUUAAAGUUGUACAAUUAAUAAAGAGAACAAUCUGUUAUUCCUUCAGUACCAAUUGAUAAUUCUUUUUUAAAUUAAUGACAUAAUAACUCAAUUUUUACAGUAUGUUUAAUUGGUGCUGAUGUCGGCAAUAAAACUAACCGUGUCAGUAGGUUUGCAAACUAUUUACGUAAUGUAUUACCAUCCACCGAUCCUGCAGUUAUGGAACUGGCUGCAAAAACCGUUGGCAAAUUAGCUUUAGACUCUGGAACCUACGCGGAUCAGUAUGUUGAAUUUGAAGUGAAAAGAUCAUUUGAAUGGUUAGGCGGUGUACGAAAUGAACCCAAGAGAUAUGCAGCCGUGCGUAAAAUAAUAUAAUUUUCUUUAUUUACAAAUGAUCUCAACUUUGAAAAAAAUAUUGUUUUAUAGGUACUUAUACUGAGAGAAAUAGCCACUGUGGUUCCAACUCUUUUCUUUCAACACGCAGCUCAAUUUUUUGACUUGGUGCUAAAUGUAACCCGUGAUCCAAAACCUAGUAUUAGAGAUGGAGCUGUUGAAGCAUUAAGAGCAGCACUUGUUGUAACUGCCCAAAGAGAAACAUCUAAACAGACACACAAAUCUCAAUGGUACUAUUCACAAAACAAAUUUUUAUCAAAGUUUGAUUCAUAAUAACAAUUUCUUUUUUUUUACUGUUAGGUACAAACAGUGUUAUGAUGAAGUUAUGAAUGGAUUGGACGAUUCAAUAAAUAAAGAAAAAGGUGUUAUUCGUGAUGAUAAAAUACAUGGUUCAUUAUUGGUGUUGAAUGAAUUACUUAGAGUUAGCAAUGUUAAUUGGGAAAGACAAAAUGACUCGUUAAUGCAAAGAUUACAAUGGGAUCAAAGUAAAACUAGUGCGGUUAGAUGGAUUUUUUUAUUAAAUAUCUUGUAGUGUUUAGUUUUAAUAACCAGAAAAGAAAGUCCCAAUAUUUUAUUAUGUGUAUCAUCUGUAAAAAUGAUUCCAUUAUGAUAAAUUUAUGUAUUUAACUUUUNAUGAAAGCAGUGCCUGCAAAACUCUUCUUCAAGAAAACUAUGAUCGUGUGUGUUCAUCAGCAGUAUCUCAUAGACUGUCUAGGAAUAUUUUAGUGAAUACAGCAUUGAUGAAAGUGCUUCCUAGACUAGCCGCAUUUAAUAAAUCUAUUUUUGUACAAAGGUAUUAUUUUGUGUAAACAACUUUGUGUAUGUAGUUAUUUUGUAUUUUAUUUUAUAGUUAUUUAAAUUCUUCUAUGUUGUUUCUUAUUUCAACUGCUCGUGGUCGUGAUCGCGAUCAACGGACUUAUGCGUUUGUUGCUAUUGGUCUAGUAACAAUAGCAAUUGAAGAUCAUAUAAAACCAUAUCUAGCGAAAAUUUUAGAUGCAGUUCGCAGUUUCUUACCACCAAAAGUACUGUUAUGAAUAAUAUAUUAAUUUUUUAAAUUACUUCUCAUUUUUAAAAUAAUAUUUAUUAUUAUUUUAAUUAAAUUGUUGGUAUUUUUUUUUUUCAGGAAAAUCAAAAAAAAAAACCUGUCAUCGCAGAACCGGCUGUUUAUAUUUGUAUAACAUUAUUAGGCAUUGCAACUCAACAGAACAUUAAGACUGAUAUUAAAGAGCUUCUUGAACCUAUGUUAGGCAUGGGACUUAGCCCUACACUAACAAUAGCUUUAAAAGAAUUGGCUGUUGCUGUUCCGUCACUGAAAAAAGAUAUAUCUGAAGGUACUUAUGAAAAGUGAAUUAAAUCUCCCUUUUCUCAGUCGGUACUAAAAUUAUUUUAUUUUAGGACUGUUAAAAAUGCUUUCACAAGUUCUUAACAAACAAAGUAGAGAACCUUUAACUCCACCACUUGCCUUAACAACUUCUGCCCUUGGUGGAGUGUCGAUAUUGCCAGCAAGUGUGGUUCAUCCUCAAAACAAUUCAAAUGUAAUUUUGGCCCUCAGAACACUCGGAAACUUCAAUUUUGAAGGUAAUAUUAUAAUAUUUAUUAAUAAAAAUGAAUAAGUGUAAUAUGAUAUUUUGUCUCACAAACUUCAAUGUGUAAGUUUUGUUUUAUAAUCCAAUUACAUGUAUAAUUAGGUCAUUCUUUACUUCAAUUUUUGCGUCGUUGUGCUGAGUAUUAUUUAGUUAGUGAACAAGAAGAAGUUCGGAUUGAAUCUAUUAGAACUUGCAGUCGGCUUUUGCGUUUAGCAAUAGAAUCUUUGCAGAGUAAAACUUCACAAACCGUGAGGUAUACUAUUUCUACAGUCAUCAAACAAUUACUCAUUGUAGGAGUUUCUGAUACAGGUUAGUGAAUCCAAUAAAUUGGUAAAAAUAAUAUAAAUGGUAAUUUAAAAAUGAUUUAAUUAUUUUGAAACCUCGUAUUUUAGAAUCUGAUGUGCGUUAUGCAGUGUUUAAAAAUCUCCACCGCAGUUUCGAUUUUUACCUUGCUCAAGUACAUAACCUAACUGCAUUAUUUAUGGCUAUGAAUGAUAUUAAUUUUGAAAUACGAGAAAUGGCCCUUUGCACUAUAGGACGACUUGGUUUAGUAAAUCCAGCAUAUGUGAUGCCACCACUUCGUAAAACACUUAUGCAGGUUCUUAAAUUAAUCAUCAAAAUAUACUUUCAUGUCUUGCUGUAUUUUAUUAAAAAAUUUAAUUAAUAAUAUAUUUUUGGUGAAAGUGUUUGACCGAACUUGAACACAGUGGAAUGGGUCGUAAUAAAGAGCAAAGUGCUAGAAUGAUUGACCACAUGGCUGUUCACGCUCCUCGUCUUGUGGCACCGUACGUUCAACCCAUUUUAAAAAUAUUAGUUCCUAAACUUAAUGAACCAGAUUUAAACCCAAGUAUCUUGAUAAGUAUACUUGCGUGUAUUGGAGAUUUGGCACAAGUAUGUGAAUUAGUAUUAUACUUUUUUGAAUAAUUUAGUUUGUGUUAUUUAUGUUUGUGUUUAACAUCAAUAGGUUAAUGGUGAAGAAAUGUACUGUUGGACUGACGAAUUGUUGCUUAUAUUAUUGGACAUGUUGGGCGACAGCGGAUCUCAAGAAAAACGAGGAGUCGCUCUCUGGGUACUUGGCAAACUAGUCGAAGGACUGGGCUAUGUUAUCCAACCUUAUGAAAAAUAUCCUACGUUGUUAGAUACUUUGCUUGGAUUUUUAAAAACUGAACAACAACCAUUAGUUAGGUAAAUUUAUAAAUUUAUUUGAAACAUAUUACUAUGAUUUAAAUUAAAUUAAAAUUUGCUUUAGGAGAGAAACAAUUCGAGUACUUGGUCUUCUUGGAGCUUUAGAUCCUUAUAAACAUAAAAUGAAUUUGGGACAGAUUGAUUCUCAAAUAGAGUCUACCGCUUUACUUUCGAUGACUGAUUCUCGUCCAAUAUCGGAAACUGAAUGGACAACUAGUGAAAUGUUGGUCAAUAUGAGCACAUCUACUUUAGAGGAGUAUUAUCCGGCUGUAGCAAUUGCGACACUUAUACGCAUUAUUCGUGAUCCAAAUUUAUUUCAACAUCAUACUAUGGUUGUACAGGUUAGGUCAUACUAAUAUUGAAUUUGAAUAUUACACCAUUUAUUUUUUUUUAAAUUNGGGGGGGGGGGGGGUUAGCAAGUUGUAUUUAUUGAUGUCUUUAGAUCAACGAUAAUUUCUUUGAAAUGUUUAUCCAAUGAAAACCUAGCAGUAUUGUAUAGCCCGAAUUUUUUUGAACCAUUAUAAUCAAUAUAUUAUGUAUCUAUAUAUACUAUUAUUUAAAAUGACAUAUUACAUCCAAAUUAAGGCACCAGUAUAGAAGAAAAUAAAGUUUAAUAAAGAAACUAAAAUUUAGAAAAUAUGAAGAAUGUUCUAAAUGUGUUAUUCGUUUAAAAUUAUUAGUUGCCAAUAGUAGUAUGAAUUCAAUUAAAUUAAAAUGUCAUUUUGAAACUAAACCUAGCACAUUGAUUAAUAAGAAACACAAUUAUUUUGUAAGAUAACUUGAACAGUUAGGAAAAAAAUCAACCAGUUUUAUUAAUUAAACAGUCAAGUAUGCCAACCAAAGCUUAGCUUUGCUAAGAAGUCUUUUAGCUUUCUACAAAGUAGCAUUUUAUAUUAUUCAAUGAAAAAUGUAUGUAAUAUUUUUGAAAAACUUAAUACUUAUGUUCAAUACAUCUUUACAAGGUAAAGAAACUCAUAUUUUGCAGUUAUAUGAUAAAGUGGUUGUUUUUAUUAAAAAAAAUUGACUUUGGCAAAGGAAACUAACAGAAGAAAACGAUAUACCAUUAGUUUUCCACACUUGAACAAUUUUUGUUUUAGAUCUUGAACUACUAAUGACUUCAAUAAAAAUAAUUUCUGAUGGCUCUUAAAAGUAAUUUCAUGAAAUAUUUUCGAAAAUAAUUUAAACAAUACAAUUUAAUUAAAGGCCUGUUUAUUGAAAAACCAUUAUCACAAUUCACAACUACAGAGAAGAACAAUUAAUCAACAUUUGAUCUGAUUCUUUGUUACAAAUGAAAUUUUUUUCAUAUUGACUUUUAGGAUUUUGGUACAACAUUAAAGAUGAAUAUCCUGAAGUAGCCAACAAAGCCUUGCAUUUAUUACUAUCAUUAAUAACAUUGUAUUUAUAUGAAGUAGAAUUUUUCGCAGUUGGUAUAUUUAAACAAAAUAUUGGUCAAAAUUUAAUGUUGAAAAAGAAAUGCGUUUGGCUGUCACAACACUGCUACCUAAUUUUGAAGGAUUAUUGAACAAAAAUUAAAUACAUUGUUCACACUAAGAUUGAAUAUUAAUAGGCAUUAUUUUUUUCCAUAAAAAUAAAAAUAUUUUGUUAUACUUUAAUUUAAAUUAAAUAACACUUUUGGUUGAUUUGUUUUGUCAUAAAAAUGAAAAUAUUUGAAUAUUUAAAUAAUACAAUAUUGUAGUAAUUUAUUUAUGGGAGGGUCAAUUUUUUGUUUUUUAUUUAUAGGUUUAUGCACCAAAUAAGUUUGAGAACCACUGUUCUAUUUAAUUAUAAUAGGCUUGAAUAAUUUACUCAACUAUAAUAAUAUGUAUUAAUAUUGUAAAUUAUUCUUCUUCCAGGCCAUAACAUUCAUUUUUCAAUCGCUGGGUACAAAAUGUAUACCUUAUAUACCACAAGUAAUGCCUAGUUUUUUAAAUGUCAUUCGUACAGCAGACCCAAACUUCAGAGAAUAUUUAUUUCAACAGUUAGCUGUACUCAUAAAUAUUGUCGGUCAACAUGUCCGAAAUUAUUUAGACGAUAUAUUUUUGUUAAUCAAAGUGAGUAUCUAUUUUUUAUAAUAGGUCAUUAUGUUAACAUUUUUUUAUGUAUAUAAUUUCAUAUAUAUAUUAUAUAUGUUAUAUACAAAGUCUGGAAUUAAACAUUUAGCAAUGUACAAUUAACAAAAUUUAAAAAUAUAUUAUAAAAAUCACAUUUUAACCACGAUUAUACAGUUUUUCACAUAAAAAUCAUUAUUAAUCAAAUAUAUUAUUGAGUCGUUACAUUAAUAUGAAGUAAAUAUAUUUUUUUUUUUUGAGGGAUCUAGGAAAAUGUUUAUAUUAUAGUAUUAUGUAUUACCAAAUAAAAAAAAAAUAAAUAUAAAUUUACUUAGUUUGUCAAAUAUUUUAUUUUUUAAAGUAUCUAUAAUUGUGAAAUUAUAAAAACAGUCUAAAAAUUGCAUGUUAAUCACGAUUAUAAAAUUUUUAUAUAAAACAAAUAUGGCAAAAAAAUAUUAUUAUAAAACUACAUAUAUUACUAAAAUCAAAUACAAUUUCAUAUAGUUUGUCAAAUAUCUCAGCAUAAAAUCACUGUAGGUUCUUACAUAUAUGUAUCAUUAUUUAUUCUUACCAAAGUACAAAAUAUAUCAAUUAAAUGACAUUGCUUUAGUUACAGUUUUUAUUUUGAGAACACACAAUAUGUUAAUAAAUGAUCCUGUUAAUUUAAUAUAAAUCUGUACUCACCUUCUUUGCAAGACUGCAUAUCGAUUGAAUUCGAUCUGUCCACGUGCAUUAACUUCAUUAAAUACCAUAAGUUUAACAAUUACUCUUCUUUUUUUUAAAAAUAUUUUUAAACACAUUUCACAAUUGAUUAAAAUUAAUUGAACAACAGGACAUGAUAAAUUAAAGUAACUAUUUUUUAAGUUAUAAAUCAUUUUAUGAAGUUCACCAUACAAUGUUUCUUAAUGUGACUUUUCAGGAACAUCAUACAUUUCUUUAUUAUGUAAAUAAGAUUUAACUUCAUUAUUUUACGAUUUAUGUAAUGGAAAAAUUAAUUUAUUAACUUCACCUACUUUCAUAAUAUUGUAGUGAUUUAAACAUCUAUAGUCUAAUGAAAUCUUAAUUUUCCAAUGUUUAGCUUCAAUUACAUCAUUUAUUUUUUUUAUUUUUUUCAUUAGCUAUGAACAUUGAAUUUACACUAAAAUUAAUAUUUUUAAUUUUUUUUCGACAAACAAAUUUAAAAUAACAAUUAUUUAAGCUAUUUUUUUGAACCACAGUGUCCUAAAUUUGUUUAGAUAAACUUCAUUAUUUUUAUUGAAUUAUACCUUUACCAGUAUUUUAGAUGACGUGGGAAACAAAACUCAUAAGAAAUAAUAAUAUAAAUAUUAAAAGUAUAUAAUAUUUAUCAGGAAAAUAUUUUUAAAAAAUAACUAUUAUUAUAGUUUCAGGUAUUUUAUAUUUUUUCGCAACGUGUACAGUGAUUUUUGUACACAUCGCAAACUGUACAAUGUUGCUGUACAAAGUAGCUACAUUGUACAAGUUACAUUAAAUGUACUAUUCUGGACUUUAUAACAUACAUAUGUAUAUAUAUUAUGUCUUCACAGGAGUUAUGGACCCCAAAUAGUUCAUUACAAUGCACUUUAAUCCAACUAGUUGAAUACAUAGUCGUAGCACUUGGGGCACAAUUCAAAACAUACUUGGCUCAAUUGAUGCCUAAUAUUCUUAGAAUACUGUAUCAUGAUUCAGGAAAAGAUCAUAAUGUUACUAAACGGGUAAGUGUAAUCUGAAGACUUCAUACAUUGUAAAAAUUAUUAUUAUUAUUAUUAUUAUUAAGUUUUUGAGGAAUAACAAAUUGUAAAUUAUACUUAUAUUUUUAGAUGGUUGUGGCUCUAUGUAAAUUUGGCAUUAACUUAGAUGAAUAUAUACAUAUGAUCAUGCCACCACUCAUUAAUUUAUUUAAUAGUGCUGAAGUUAUAGUCUGUCAGGUGGCAAUGGAAACAGUUGCACAAUUAGCCUACACUUUGGAUUUCACUGAUUUUGCUUCACGCAUAAUACAUGGAAUCGUAUGAAUAUUUUUCCUUAUUAAAUGCUAUGUUAUCAUAAUGUUCUGAAUUCCUGUAUUAUUUAUGUUUAGAUAAAGUCAAUUGAAAGAACAACAGAGCUUAGACACAUUGCUAUGGAAACUCUAUGUGCAUUGGUGUGUCAGUUGGGUCCCAAGUAUCUGGUAUUUGUACCUCUAGUUUCACGCACAUUAACAAAACAUCAUGUUGCUUGUUCAGCAUACGACACUCUCAUCACUUAUAUAUCUUCAGUCAGUUAAUUACAAAAUUGAUUUUUAUAAAUUAAUACCUACAUUUGUUGUUUCUACCAUUUUGUUUUUUUAUUAGAACACUGAUGGCAGCCUGGAAGAGAAUCUUUUACUCUCCAGACACAAACAAUUCAAAAUUAAAAAAGAACCAGGAGUACAUGUUCUUGGGGAUUCUGCCACCAUAAUUAAAAAGGUAUUUAUACAUUUUGAUUAUUGUAAUUCUUAUUUAAAAAUUUAGUUAAAUUUUUAUGUUGGUAUUUAGUAUUCUGUGUGCUUUGUAUAUAUUUAGUAAUAACAGUUUAUUUUUAAUAAAAAUGGCUAUUUAUGUUCAUACAGAUGCACACUUCUUUACCCAAUUUACAAAAAGCAUGGUUAGUCAACCGUUGUGUAUCCAAAGACGAUUGGCUGGAAUGGUUAAGACGACUAGGCAUUGAUUUUCUCAAAGAAUCACCUUCUCCAGCACUACGAUCAUGCUGGGCACUUGCCCAAACAUAUUCUCAACUGCCCAAGGAUCUGUUCAAUGCCGCAUUUGUUAGUUGUUGGACAGAAUUAACAGAGCCACUCCGAAAAGAACUCAUUCAAACUUUGGAACAGGCUCUGAUGGUUUCUGAUUUACCGGAAAUGACACAAACUAUAUUAAACUUGGCUGAAUUUAUGGAUCAUUGUGAAAAAGGACCGUUGCCUAUUGAUACUCAUAUACUUGGUGAAAGGGCUAUGGACUGUAGGGCUUAUGCGAAAGCUUUACAUUACAAAGAAGACGAGUUCAUAAAGGAAAAAAGUAGACGAAUAUGUCCGGACAUUGUUGAAUCACUCAUAUCCAUUAACAAUAAAUUGCAGCAAAAAGAGGCGGCAUCAGGUAAUUACAGAAAACAACUAAUGGUAAAUUUUUAAAAAGUUCUUCCAUUUAAAUAUAAUAAAAACCUAUCGGUUAAAACAGUCUGUCUAAGUUGAAAAUGAUAUCUAAAUGAACAAAUUAACAUAGGUUGUGUUAGAUGUAUGCAAAAUACAAUUCAGUAUUGUACUGGUACUUAAAUUUGAAAAAAAAAUAUAAAUCAUUUUAAAUUCAAAAAAUUAUUAUGAUCUCAAAGUUUAAAUUUAGAUGCUUGCUUUUAUUUUUUAUUUCCUUAAUUUCUUCACAAUUUUUUCAGAUCAUCUAACAUAUAUACAUAAAUAUAUAAAUAAUAUGACUUAUAAAAAUUAAAUCAGUCUACAGCUUUUGUUUUCAUCAUAUUUCAUUUUUCUAUUUGAAAUUAUUUCUAUCUUUUUAUUUGCUAUCUUAACAGUCAGUUUUCUGGAUUUCUUUUAAUUAUCAUUUUUUAUUUUCAUAUUUUAUUUGUUUUGAUUUUUUAAAUUUAUUUCAAUGGUCUCCGUCGUCCCCACUCUCCCAUUAGAAGAUUGAAACAAAUCAAAUGACACUUAAUUUAUUAAAAUCCGUUCAGCUUGUUUGGGUUCUACAAGGUGAGAAGGAAUAUCACAAAAAAUACAUAGAUGCACACGAAAUGCACAAAACAUUUCUUUGGCAAUUGGGUAAAAAGUUCACUAAAGAUCUAAUUAAUGUUAGAUCUAUAUUAAUCUAUAUUAAUGUUCAUUCGAAUUUGUCGAUAUUUCAAUGACUAAUACAAUAUUUGUAAUGCAAAAGAAACCUAUAAAUACUACUCUACUGUUCACUACUCUAUUGUUACUAGCAAUAACAAUUGCUUCCUUCCCCCCCCCCCGUAGGUCAUUAGAAUUGUAUCUUUUAUGUGGCGGUAUGGGGCACGGUGUGUUGAUAAUGCACCAUCACUCUCUUUCAACUCAAACUUAAAAGUGAAGUAUCACGUCAAUGGAUCGACGGAAAUCAAACAUUUCAACACUAAAGUUUGUUUUAAUUAAUAUUCCAUUUAUUUAUAUACUCUUUAUUAUAGGUUACCAAAAUCAAAAGUAGGUAGUGGUUUUAUUCCGAAAAAUAAGGGUGACAAAAAAUAACAUAAAUAUAAAAUUGCAGAGCAGAUUGUUUAGUAAAUACUAAGAAGAAAAUUUCUAAAAAAAAAAAAUAAUUUCAAAAAAAAUAAAAUUUUCAUUCAAAUUGUAUAAUUGUAUUAUUUAUGUAUGUCAUUAGGACUUCUGAAUGUGGUUAUGGAUAAACAUGAUAAAUCCAGUGAUAAAAUUCCCGUAAAAGCAAGAUGGUUUGAAAAACUGCACAAUUGGGAGGGAGCAUUAUCGUAUUAUGAAACGUGUUUGCAAAAGGAACCACAUAACGUAGACUGGGUUUUAGGGCAAAUGAGGUAAGUUUAAUUUAAUUUUUAUGAAAUCUAUUUUUUUUUUUUGGAUUACAAAAUUAUUUAAUGGUAGAUGUUUGGAGUCUUUGGGUCAAUGGUAUUGAAAGACUGGGAGAAAAUGGGAGUUUAUGUAGGAUGCAUACCAAGAGAUACUAUGGAUAGUGCAUUUUACAGAGCUAUCUUAUCUAUUCAUGGAGAACAGUAUGAAUGUGCUCAGAAGGUAGUAUAAGAUUGUUACUGACUAUGACAAAUUUAGAGACUGUUUAUAAAUUAACUGUUACCGGUAUAGUUUAUCGAUUUGGCUCGAGAAAUUUUGGACACUGAACUUACAGCUAUGGUGGCAGAAAGUUACCAACGAGCAUAUGGUUGUAUGGUUUCAGUCCAAAUGUUAGCCGAACUCGAAGAAGUUAUUCAGUAUAAAUUGAAACCUGAGAAACGACAAACAAUUCAUAAAGUUUGGUGGGACAGGCUUCAGGUAAUGUUAAUUAAAUUCAAAUAAGUAGAAACUAAUUAAAUACACAUUUUAAAAUUAUUAAUCAGUAUUAUAAUAUUAAUCCGUAUAUUUUAGGGAUGUCAAAGAGUGGUCGAAGAUUGGCAGCGCAUUAUUCAAGUGCACUCUUUGGUGUUGAGUCCCGAAGAAGAUAUGCAUACAUGGCUCAAGUAUUCUGCUUUGUGUCGUAAAUCAUCGCAAAUGGUACUAGUAUUUAUGGUCAUAUUCUGGAAAUUAAAUGGAUGGAACAUAUAAAUCCCUGAAAGUAUUUGCCUGGAAUCUAAAAAUUAAAACCAAUUUUUCUGGGACUUAUAAUUCAGGAACUAAUAUUAAUAUAAACGAAUAUAAAUUACGGACAGAUUCAGUAUUUAGAUUUUAUUAUCAGGAAUGAAUAUGGUCUGGAAAAAUAAAUUCUGGCGAUACACUUUAUGGAUUUUUAUAACUUCAGUAUAUAUUGUGAUUUUAAAUUUUUUGUACCUGUUAUCUGUAUGUUAUGUUAGACUAAUGUAUAUUAUAUAAUUUAUAUUAGCAAUAAUGCUUUUAGGGCUUUUCUCAUUCAACUCUGACAACAUUACUGAAUACAGAUCCUUCAACAGAACCUACUAAAUCUUUGCCAAUGACACAUCCUCAAGUCACAUUUGCCUAUAUUAAACACAUGUGGACUUCAGGAGCUAAACCGGAAGCCUAUAAGUAAAUAUUUAAUAAAUAAUGUGUUAUGAGUAAGCGCAGUUGAAGUGAAACUUCUUCCAGAGAUGUAUGGAGUCAGUUGAAUACUUAUACUUUACAUGAGAAAUACAAAUAUACAAUAUGCAGUAGAAGUCAAAAUGAACAAAAUAAAUGUUGACAAAGAUCACAUAUGUCCAACAAAGAAACCUAUAGUUAAAUAUUCAAGUGUUAAAUUAUUGACAAUGAUUAAAAUUAUGGGUUUUCAAAGUAUAAUGUUGAUCAGCUAUUAUAAGACACUUAUUAUCUCGAAAAGUAUUAAUUUUUACAAAAUUUGUUUUAUAAAACAUUUAAUAAUUAAGCAGCUCUACAAUUUUACAUUUAUGUAAUUUUUUGAACCCUACUUUUGAUUUUCAAACGAAGACUUAUAUUAAAAAUUCAAUUAAUAGUUAAAGUAUUAGUUAAAAUUCAUUUGAAUGAUUUUCUACUUUUAAGUUUGGAUUAGGGGAAAGUAGUAGAACAUCAUUUGCGUGGCAACACAACCGGCAGAUUUUUAAUAAUACAUUAUCACUCUCGACAUAACCUAACCUAACACGACCCAACCUUAAAAGUGGAAUAUCUCAGUAACAGAUAGAUAGAAAUUAACAAUUUCAACACCUAAAUUUAUUUCAACUAAUACUUAAUCUAUUUAUGGAAUUUUUAAUAUAAAUUGUUAUUUGAAAAUCAAAAGUAGGUAGGGGUUUUACUCCCCAAAAAGGGGUGACAGAAAAAUUACGUAAAGGAAAUUUUGUAGAGCUGCGAGUUUCUUAUAUGUUCGACAAUUAAAUUUUGUAUAAAAUUAAUACUUUCUGAGAAAAAGGGUGUCUUAUGACAAAUUGAUCACUCUGUAUAAUGAUAUACACAAAUUAAAAAAAUAGAGUAAAAAUUAAAGUAAAACUAUGCUAUCAAAAAAUCCAUCUGAUUAAAUUGAAACUAGAGAAUCCAACUGUUUGGAUUAUCAUGUGAUAUCACUGUGCUGUUGCGUCUACAGUAUGUGACAAUAUUUUUUUUUGCAUGUAUCAUUUUUAUGUAGGUUUUUUUUCAAUUGGAAUUUUUUAAUUUAAAAUGAAAAAUCUUCAAAAUACUGUGUAUUUUAAGUUACAUCAUGUACAAAUAUAUAUAACAAACAAAAAUUAUAUUAUCAUUGUGCAAAAUAAUGCAAACCAUUGAGAUUGCUUGAGAUUUGAACUCGCUAUCGAUCAGCUAAUAAACUUGUUUUUGGCAAUGUGCCGCAUGUCAUGUGUCAUGAGGAUAGUUUCUAGACUAAGUUUUUAUUACAACCCUCCUUAAAGAAGUUUCACUUUAAAAAAUUUUUGUAUAAACUUCUGAAACUUAAUUUUUUUUUUUUUCCUAGUCAUUUGAAUUGUUUAGUCCAAAACGUACUACCACAAUUGAAGCGAAAAGGGAAAGACUCUGAUAAACUUAAAACUGAAUCUACUAAAAAAUUGUUGGCUAGGUAAAUUAAAUUUUUUAAAAAUAAUAAUUAAUUUAUUUCAAUAGAACACUCAUUAUUAUUAUGUAUACAUUAUUAUAGAUGUUAUUUGAAGUUAGGAUGUUGGCAGGAAGAGCUUCAGGGAUUAACUGAACAAUCAAUACCCGAUAUUUUAGACUAUUAUUCUGCAGCCAAAUUUCACGAUCCUAGCUGGUAUAAAGCUUGGCAUUCGUGGGCCUAUAUGAAUUUUGAAACAGUUUUGUUUUACAAAAACCAAAAAAGCAGGUCUCAAUCUAAUGAGGAAACUACUGAAGGAGAAAUGAACGAUAAAGCUGGUUUUGAAGUAUUUUUUGACUUGCUACAAAAAAUUUUUAUUUCAAUUUUUAUUUGCAUAAUAUUACUUUUAGGCUGCUAAGUCCGAUCAGUACAUUUCACAAUUCACUGUACCUGCUGUCGAAGGAUUUUUCCGAUCAAUCUCAUUAUCACAUGGUAGUUCACUACAAGACACAUUGAGACUUUUAACCCUUUGGUUUGAAUACGGUCAAAAUCACGAUGUAUACGAUGCAAUUGUUGAUGGGUUGAGGUCCAGUCAAAUUAACACAUGGUUACAAGUAAGUGAUUAAUAACAUAAUUAUUCUUUACAGGAUUAAAUGAAAAAGGUUGAAUUAAAUUCAUUUUUUUUUUGUUUUAGGUUAUUCCACAGUUGAUAGCUCGCAUUGAUACACCUCGUACAUUGGUUAGUCGUCUUGUUCAUAAUUUAUUAAUUGACAUUGGCAAACACCAUCCACAAGCAUUAGUUUAUCCGGUGACUGUGGCAAAUAAAUCUGCCAGUGUAACCCGUAGGAAUGCAGCAAAUAAAAUCUUGAAAACAAUGUGUGAACACAGUCCAAAUUUAGUACAACAAGCAGUGAUGGUCAGUGAUGAAUUACUCAGAGUCGCCAUACUCUGGAAUGAGUUGUGGCAUGAGGCUUUGGAAGAAGCCAGUAGACUAUACUUUAAUGAUAACAACGUAAAAGGCAUGUAUGAAGUUUUAGAGCCAUUGCACGCUAUGAUGGAAAAAGGGCCUCAGACUUUAAAAGAAACUUCAUUUAAUCAAGUAUGACUAACAGAAUUUAUAAAUAAAAAAAAAAAUGUUUUAUGAAUAUNCUUUGAAUAAUUGAUUCUUUUGUUCUAUUUAGACUUAUGGCCGAGAUUUAGUUGAGGCUUUAGAAUGUUGUAACCGUUAUCUUGUUUCUGAGAAUAUCCGUGACUUGAAUAAAGCGUGGGAUUUAUAUUAUCAAGUUUUUCGUCGGAUAUCUAGACAAUUACCUCAACUCACAACGCUAGAACUUCAAUAUGUCAGUCCAAAAUUACAACAGAGCCGUAAUAUGGAACUCGCAGUUCCAGGUUCCUAUAUCCCUGGCCAACCUGUUGUUAAAAUUGCGUACAUUCAAAGUUCUUUACAAGUAAUCACAUCUAAGCAACGUCCCCGCAA
This is a messenger RNA of Cinara cedri, 14208 nucleotides long. NCBI's taxonomy places the organism in Eukaryota, Metazoa, Arthropoda, Insecta, Hemiptera, Aphididae. The record is from the annotation of a GenBank genome assembly.